Cajanus cajan (pigeon pea) is the source of this 684-nucleotide messenger RNA. The record is from RefSeq and is a predicted model, not a curated record. Lineage: Eukaryota; Viridiplantae; Streptophyta; Magnoliopsida; Fabales; Fabaceae.
UUUGUAAUUUUUCUGAUGGGACUGCCUUGUUUGUGUUUUUCUUUUCAUUGUAGGCCAUCCAUAAUUCCUGGACCUGCUCCUGAUGAAAUAGUUGUUCCAGCCACCGAGUCUGUUGGGGUAAAACUGCUCUUGAAGAUGGGAUGGAGUCGUAGUCGCUCAAUCAAGGAUUCACAUUCUGAUGCUCUGUAUGAUGCCAGGAGACAGGCCCGUAGAGCUUUUUUAGCAUUUUCUUCUGAUGAUCCAGCAGUAAAAAUUACCGAGUCUGAGCUUAUCAAGGGUGAUAGUGAAAAUUUUCCUGAGCAGCUUGUAGAUGAUGAUCAGUUUUCUAAGAGCACACCGGUGAGGAGGAGUUUCUAUUACCAAUCAUACAUAAGUGUUGUAUAUUUCUUAUAUGGUUAUAUUCUUAUAGCAUGGUUGAAUGUUUAUUUCAUUUUCAAUAUGCUUUUUGGGGAUUGUAAUGUCUAGGGGUGGGUAUACGGACCGGUCCGGCCCGUUUAAGGCCCGGUCCGUAAAACCCGUGUUUUAUACAAGCCGGAUAAGUCCGGUCCGUAUAUUAAAUGGACUUAUUUUUUAAGUCCGUAUCCGGCCUGCCAAAAUCCGCGGAUAACGGACCAGUCCGCGGGCCUAAAUAAUAGUUCAAAAAAAUAAAUUUUAAAAAAAAAAUACAUAAAAUUGGAAGAAAAA